CGACAAUGAGUAGGCUAAUAAAGGAGAUGCUGCCGCGCGACGUGCGCGUCUCCAAGGACACGCAGGACCUCCUCAUGGACUGCUGCCUCGGUGGGUUGCCUCGGUGGCUCUAUGUCUCUGCCUGGGCGGAGUUCAUCAAUUUGAUAUCAUCGGAGGCCAAUGAGAUCUGCAGCAAGGAGGACAAGCGCACCAUCGCCCCGGAGCACGUGCUGCAGGCGCUGGAGUCGCUGGGCUUCAGCAGCUAUCUGGCGGAGGUGCAGGCAGCGUACGAUCAGCACAAGUCUGAAACACUGCCCACUGUGCACCCCAUCGCUCCACUUCCUCCGUUGCCUGCAUUACCUCUUCUCAUGAGACAAGUGGGCCUUGAGGCUGGUGCAGCACACGGGGGGGUUGGUGCAGCAGCAGGGAGCGGUUUAUAUGACAUGCAUCUCUCUCAACUCUCACUCUCUGCCUUGCAUUCUCUCCCCACCAACCCCCCUUCCCGCUCCUCCGCACCCCUUCAGGAGUCACCGCGCGCGCUGGGACGGUCGAGCAGCAGCAAGGCAUCGGGGCCGGUGGGGAUGAGUGAGGAGGAGGCGAUAGCGGAGCAGCAGAAGAUGUUUGCCGAGGCGCGCGCUGCCAUGCUCAACCUGCAACGCCCCCCCUCCUGA
Messenger RNA from Closterium sp. Naga37s-1, 650 nucleotides. Lineage: Eukaryota; Viridiplantae; Streptophyta; Zygnematophyceae; Desmidiales; Closteriaceae. The record is from the annotation of a GenBank genome assembly.